Messenger RNA from Cherax quadricarinatus, 914 nucleotides. NCBI's taxonomy places the organism in Eukaryota, Metazoa, Arthropoda, Malacostraca, Decapoda, Parastacidae. The record is from RefSeq and is a predicted model, not a curated record.
UGUCUCUAGAUGCUGUCCACUGUAACCGUCCUUAUUAUCCAGAAAGAUCGAGAAACCCAGGGGGAGUGUUAGCCAACCCAGGAUAACCCAGGGUUAGUGUUGCCACCCAGGCUUAGUGUUGCCACCCAGGGUUACUGUUGCCACCCAAGACAGGAGUGGAUAAUGGCUCUCAGGAAUCCUGAAAUCAAGUAUACCAAGCUUUUCAUCAACAAUGAGUUUGUUGAUGCAGCAAGUGGCCGCACUUUUCCUGUAAUCAAUCCAAGUACAGAGGAAGUCAUCUGUGCUGUAGCCGAGGCUGGCGUGGAGGAUGUUGAUAAAGCAGUGUUGGCGGCCAGUAAUGCCUUCUCACCUACCUCACCGUGGCGCACCAUGGGUGCUUCAGAGAGGGCCCAGCUCAUGAAUAAGUUAUGUGAACUCAUGAGGAGGGACGAAUGCUACCUGGCAAGCCUGGAUACACUGGACAAUGGGAAACCAUAUACUGAGUCUCUGUGUGAUUUGGACUACAGUAUUAAGACUCUGCAAUAUUAUGCUGGCUGGUGUGACAAGAUCCAUGGCCACACUAUCCCUUGUGAUGGUGGCUACAUGUGCCUGACCCGGCGUGAAGCUGUAGGUGUAGUUGGACAGAUCAUUCCUUGGAAUUAUCCUGUUAUGAUGUUGGCCUGGAAGUGGGGACCUGCACUUGCUGUUGGCUGCACCAUUGUUCUCAAACCAGCAGAGCUCACUCCCAUCAGCUCUCUGUAUAUAGGUGCACUUGUUAAAGAGGCUGGCUUCCCUCCUGGUGUAAUCAACAUUGUUCCUGGCAUGGGAAAUGUUGCUGGCCAUGCUAUUGCUAAUCACCUAAAUAUUGACAAGGUAAGUUAUCUUCACAUACCUAGAAAAAUUGAGUAGACUUCACUGACACUUGGUAGCAUAAU